Molecule: messenger RNA, 1962 nt
Organism: Penicillium atrosanguineum
Lineage: Eukaryota; Fungi; Ascomycota; Eurotiomycetes; Eurotiales; Aspergillaceae
Product: kinesin-3 family protein uncB
Exons: 2
Coding region: 1-1962 (653 amino acids)
Biological process (GO): microtubule-based movement; mitotic spindle organization
Molecular function (GO): microtubule motor activity; ATP binding; microtubule binding
Source: RefSeq, a predicted model, not a curated record
AUGGCGCUGGACUCGCGCUUCUUUCGACACAUCGGCCAGGACAUCGGGCCUGGCUCGAUCUCUUCCAUGACCUCCUCCGACUCCUCCGCCAUUACCGGCAUUACCUCCCCCAGUGUGGUCUCGACCUCCGCCUCCGCCGCCUCCUUCAUCUCUACAGCAUCCAGUCCAUCGCUUCGCGCUCGCGAGAGCGUGUCAGUACUAUUGCGUCAAGAUGGAGCCGCGAGCCCCUCACCCGGCGGCAAUGUGCGCGUCGUGGUGCGCGUUCGCAAGUUUCUCCCCAGAGAGAUCGAUCGCAAGGCAGAGUGUCUCAUCGAGAUGGACCCACACACUCAAAUGACGCAGCUGAAAGCACCGAAGCGCAGUCCUGGCGAUCUGGGGAAACCGAAGUCACAAGCCCGUGGCAAAGUACUCGACGACAAGUCCUUCACAUUCGAUAACUCAUUCUGGUCACACGACGACGAAGAUGACCAUUACGCCCACCAGGAGGAUGUCUACAACUGUCUGGGUGAGGAGUUCCUCGACCACAACUUCGAAGGAUACCAUACCUGUAUCUUCGCCUACGGACAGACUGGUUCUGGUAAGAGUUACACUAUGAUGGGCACACCUGAACAGCCGGGCUUGAUUCCGCGUACCUGCGAAGAUCUCUUCCAGCGCAUCGAGACCUCACCUUCUCCCGAUAUCAGCUACAACGUCCGAGUAUCAUAUUUCGAGGUAUACAACGAGCAUGUGCGCGAUCUCUUGGUGCCACGAACGGAUCCUCCGCACUACCUGCGUAUUCGCGAGUCUCCAUCAGAAGGUCCUUACGUCAAAGACCUGACGGAGGUUACUGCGAGGAACUAUACAGAGCUCAUGAAGUUCAUGCGGAAGGGUGAUGUUUCGCGAACUACGGCCAGCACUAAGAUGAACGAUACAUCGUCUCGAUCUCACGCCGUUUUUACAAUUACUUUGAAACAGAUACAUCACGAUCUUUCUACAGACGAAACAACGGAGCGCACUGCUCGCAUUCGGUUGGUCGACCUUGCAGGUUCGGAACGCGCCAAAUCCACUGAAGCAACAGGUGCUCGGCUCCGCGAAGGUUCGAAUAUCAACAAGUCGCUCACUACCCUUGGUCGAGUGAUUGCGGCGUUGGCAGACCCAAAGAAGACGCGCGGGGGAAGAAAAGGCAAAGAGAUGGUUCCGUACCGCGACUCGAUUCUUACGUGGCUUUUGAAAGACAGUCUUGGUGGAAACUCGAAGACUGCGAUGAUUGCAUGCAUUUCACCGGCGGACUACGAAGAAACUCUCUCAACACUACGAUAUGCAGACCAGGCCAAGCACAUCCGAACCCGUGCUCGCGUCAACCAAGAUCACGUCUCUGCAGCUGAACGUGAUGCGCAAAUAGCUGAAAUGGCGGAGACUAUUCGCACCUUGCAACUCAGCGUCAGUCAGGCGACUGUGCACCAGCGCGCAAGUGAGGCGCAGGACGAGAAGUUGGACGAGUACCAGCAGAAGGUCGAAAAGAUGCAGCGGCUGAUGGAGGAGACUAAAAUGGUCAGCGAGUGCAAGAUCCGUCAACUCCAGACCGAGAAUGAGGCUCUGCGUAUGCACUUGAAGCUCGCUCUGGAGAGUCUCAAGAACCCCAUACCGGCAAUUCCGAUUGAAAAGCGACAACCAAGUCUGACUUCAUUAGCGGCAGAGAGCCUGCCCCCUCCAGAGGAUGAUCAAGGUGACCGCGCGGGCACCCCCGAUGAUCCUUCUGAUUCCGAAGCCGAAGUUUGGGAGGAUGAUGAAACAAUCACGUCCGAUGACGACGAGGACGAUGAGGUACACCAUCUGAUGCAAGCUCGCAUGCAAGAUCUCCUCGGCGAUCUUAGUAUGUUCAAACGUAAGCUUGCAACAGACCACGAACGAUUCCGACCUAAUGAACAACCGAAAACACGGAAACGUCGUGCUCUUGGGGCUAUACCUGGCAAUAUUCGCUAG